Molecule: messenger RNA, 585 nt
Organism: Anopheles marshallii
Lineage: Eukaryota; Metazoa; Arthropoda; Insecta; Diptera; Culicidae
Product: putative gustatory receptor 28b
Exons: 5
Coding region: 1-585 (194 amino acids)
Biological process (GO): sensory perception of taste
Cellular component (GO): membrane; axon; dendrite
Source: RefSeq, a predicted model, not a curated record
AUGCUGAAUCGCAAUAUCUGCCUCCAAAUGCAUCACAUUCGUUCAUCUCAUUAUUCCGAUCAAAAAAACUCAGAAUCAAUCACGUUUGAGGCGUUAAACGCUAUUAAACGACAUCAUCAAUCCGUCACUAGCACCGUGCGAACUGGCAUUCACGUUUUAAGCUUUCCCAUGUCGUGCCUAUUGCUUGUUCACUUUACUAUUAUCAUAUCGGAAAUAUUCUACGCGUAUACAUCCAUCGUGCAGGAUAUCAAAAACGAUGUUGAAGUGCCGCUGGGGACGUAUAUGAGCUCUAUUCUGUUUGCCGCUUUUGAGGCUAUUCAAUUUUACUACAUCAUUUCGGCCAGUUCCGAAAUCACCGAACAGGCGGAAAAAACUGGCAUAUUACUUAAUGAGUUCAUGCCAACAGCUCCUAAUCUGUGCGUAGAACGAUGCAUCGAAUCGUUCACUAUAGAGCUGUUGCACCAAGACUUCAAAAUCAAUAACUGUGGCAUGUACGAUGUUGACUACACAUUGAUGUUUUCGAUGAUCGCCACCAUAACCAGCUACCUGAUCAUGUUAGUGCAGUUCCAAUUGGCUGAGAUUUAA